AUGUUGGAAUAUGUGGUUCCCCUGGGCUUGCUGGCGAUCGCUGUGCUGAUACUGUACAAGGUGCUGCUGCCCCAGCCUGGUGGCGCGGGCUUGCAGAGCAGAGCGAGUGCAGAGGAGGUGGAGCGAGAGCGGGCCAACGCAGCGGUGGACACCAUCAAGAAGCGGAUGAACGAGUUUGUGGAGGCCAGGAACAGGGAAGCGGACGAGGUCAUGGUGCCCGGGGGCGAGGAGAGCCUCGAGAGGAAGCUCAACGACAGCGAAGAGCUGAGCGACGAGGAGCUGCUCAAGACUGUGGGAUAG
This is a messenger RNA of Acanthamoeba castellanii str. Neff, 300 nucleotides long. RefSeq lists its product as uncharacterized. NCBI's taxonomy places the organism in Eukaryota, Discosea, Longamoebia, Acanthamoebidae. The transcript has a single exon. The record is from RefSeq and is a predicted model, not a curated record. Bases 1 to 300 code for a protein of 99 amino acids.